This is a messenger RNA of Culex pipiens pallens (northern house mosquito), 670 nucleotides long. RefSeq names its product peroxynitrite isomerase THAP4-like. The transcript has 2 exons. The record is from RefSeq and is a predicted model, not a curated record. The coding region runs from base 170 to 655 and encodes 161 amino acids. NCBI's taxonomy places the organism in Eukaryota, Metazoa, Arthropoda, Insecta, Diptera, Culicidae.
UUUUUUUUUGUUGAACCAGUCUAAAUUAGGUUGAGAUGAACAGACUUUUCUGGUGUCCAGUACAAAUUUAUUGAAUAUUUUUUGACAUUAUCUUAGCUUUUUGAUUUAUAAUCGAAAAUUAUUUUGGUGCACGUCCAUUCGCCGGCCCGCAGGAUCUAAUCUUUCAGUCAUGGCUAAAAUUCACGAUGCACUUAAGCCGAUUCAGUGGCUUAUUGGCAGCUGGGAAUCGAUCAGUGCAAAAGGGCACUUUCCUACAAUCAAAGAUUUUACCUACAAUGAAGUGCUAAAAUUCGAGUCUGUCGGUCAACCAAUUCUUAACUAUGAGGCUCGGUCGAGACACUCCGUCACCGGUGCUCCGAUGCAUUUGGAGAGCGGAUUUCUACGCAUCAAACCAGGCUCGAAUCAGCUAGCGUUUAUGGUUUCACACAACUUUGGACUUGCCGUUCUCGAGGAAGGAAUCGCCACUGCCGAUGGCCUAGAGCUGGAAUCUAAGUCCAUCAAUCGCAUGUCGUUUGCGAAAGAUCCUUCGGUGAAAUGCAUCAAAAAAGUGUACAAACUAAACGCAGACGGAACUCUGGAGAUUCGGACGGACAUGGAAACGAGCAACACUGCCUUUACAAAUCAUCUUGUUGCGGUUUAUAAGAAAACAGAAUAAAAUAUAUUUGGUACA